Messenger RNA from Anas platyrhynchos (mallard), 2925 nucleotides. RefSeq names its product TraB domain containing 2A (gene TRABD2A). Gene Ontology annotation, cellular component: membrane. Gene Ontology annotation, molecular function: metalloendopeptidase activity. Lineage: Eukaryota; Metazoa; Chordata; Aves; Anseriformes; Anatidae. Gene Ontology annotation, biological process: negative regulation of Wnt signaling pathway. The record is from RefSeq and is a predicted model, not a curated record.
CCAUCGCCCGCCCCCGGUGCGGCGGGCCCCGCGCCCUCCCCUUCCUCCCCCCCCCGCCCGCCCGGAACGGGACCCUUUAAGAGGAGGGGGCAGCGGCUGGAGGGUUUGGCCAGGGGACGGGGCCGCUCCUGCGAGGGCUGCGGGAUUGGGUCGCCCGGGCAAAAGGAAGGGAAAAAAAAAAAAAAAAAGAAAGAAAAAAAAGAAAAUAAAAAGAGAAAAUAAAAUAACAUAAAAAAAAAAAAGAAACAGAAAGGGAAUUAAAAAAAAUAAAGUGGAAGCAGGCGAAAAGGGGAGAAAAAAAAAAAAAAAAAAAAGGAAGGGAAAGGAAAGCUGUCCCCAAAACUGUGCCAACUCCGAGCGAGCAAGGAUGGUGCACCCCGGCUGGGUCUGCUUGCUGCACAGCUCCCUCCUCCUGCUGGCCAGAGCGCGGCAGAGCCGCGGCGCCUGCCCGCUCGGCGGAAAGAGCGAGCUGAACUCCUUCCUGUGGACCAUCAAGAGAGAUCCCCCAUCUUACUUCUUUGGCACCAUCCACGUCCCGUACACCCGUGUCUGGGAUUUCAUCCCAGAGAACUCCAAGAAGGCCUUCCAGCAGAGCCACAUCGUGUACUUCGAGCUGGACCUCACCGACCCCUACACCAUCUCUGCCCUCACCAGCUGCCAGCUCCUGCCGCAGGGGGAGAACCUGCAGGACGUGCUGCCCCGGGACAUCUACCGCCGGCUCAAGCGGCACCUGGAGUACGUCAAGCUCAUGAUGCCGUCCUGGAUGACCCCAGACCAGCGGGGCAAAGGGCUGUACGCUGACUACCUCUUCAACGCCAUCGCUGGCAACUGGGAGCGGAAGAGGCCGGUGUGGGUGAUGCUGAUGGUAAACUCUCUGACGGAGGUAGACAUCAAGUCGCGAGGUGUUCCCGUCCUGGAUCUGUACCUGGCCCAGGAAGCGGAGCGGCUGAGGAAGCAAACGGGUGCUGUGGAGAAAGUGGAGGAGCAGUGCCACCCGCUGAAUGGGCUGAACUUCUCCCAGGUGAUCUUUGCUUUGAAUCAGACUCUCUUGCAGCAGGAGAGCCUCCGAGCAGGCAGUUUCCAGAUCCCCUAUACGACAGAAGACCUUAUCAAGCAUUACAACUGUGGGGACCUCAGCUCCAUCAUCUUCAACCAUGACACUUCUCAAGUCCCAAAUUUCAUUAAUGCUACACUGCCAGCCCAUGAACGUAUUACUGCCCAAGAGAUAGACAGCUACUUCCGUCAGGAGCUCAUCUACAAGCGAAAUGAGCGAAUGGGAAGGAGAGUGAAGGACCUGCUGGAAGAGUACCCAGACAAGAGCUUCUUCUUUGCAUUUGGAGCUGGUCACUUCAUGGGCAACAACACAGUGAUUGAUGUUUUGAGGAGAGAAGGGUACGAGGUAGAACAUACUCCAGCUGGACAAGCCAUCAACAACGGAAAACCCCCCAAAAGCUUGUUAGCCUUCUCAUCGUCCUCACCAGCACACAGCCCCUAUGUAGAGUCACAGGAGCUACCUCCACCGUUGCACCCCUGGAAAGAGGAGGAGGAAGAGCUCUUGCCUCACCUGCUGCUCCCUGACGGCAUCGAUGUGCUGGAAAAGGUGGACAGGAAGUACAAAAAGAAGAAGAAGAAGCAGCAGAAGAAGCAAAGACUGCGGCAGUUUAAUGACCUCUGGGUUCGCAUUGAAGAAAGCACUACCGACCCUCCUCCGCGGAUCCGCAUCAUCAACGGGUACAUCACCGUCGAACCCCAACCCCGGGGCCACGGGCGGUUCAGCCAUGCUCGCACGGACACCAGCGGCGCUCACCGGCUUUUCUGCCCUCUCUUGGCCUCGCUACUGACUUCGGCAGUGCAUGUGAUAAGGCUGCAUUGAGACGCAGGGGGAGCCGAGCGGCAGGGCUCUCGCCUUAGGAAGCAGAAAAGGAACUUUUGUGACAAAAUAAACAGAGAAGACUUUCUGAGAGGGACGCCCGUUCUUCGGGGUGUUCUUGUACUGCCUCCUUUUCCUGAGUCUGGAUCAUUAACACUGUUAACUGGUUUGACCUGCCCAAUACAGGAGAAGAUAUUUUAAUGAAAGUGUUAUUUAUCCUUCUCUUGCAGAAGAAUGAUUUCAUGUUAUCCCAUAAUGCUUUGGGGAAGUUUAUAAUGUCGCUAUAACAUAGCUGUUGUUUAGCUGUAUGAGCCCGACUGAAUUACAGUUUUUUCACCUUUGUUGCCUUGUGUGAAGAUUUACACACCACUAACUUGUUUAUUAGAACGGUGUAUAUUGGUCAUAUGAGCACAGCUGGGAGAAAGUUUGGUACUUUAUGUCUCUACUGGUAACGCUUUUAAUUCUUGCUUAUUAGGGCUCCAGAUUAUAUAUACAGGUUUACAACAACACCUUCUACAGUAGAAUAAAACAGUAAAGACUUGAGAACAGAAUGUUUCUGCUGUGUCUGUUUAGUGCUGUUAUAAGAUGGGUACGCCUCAACCUCCCAUGGCCAGACCAGUCUCUUAAAACACUAACGCAUAUACAAGGAAAAAUAAUUGCCUGGGGAUCUUCACGUUCUGCAAACCACUGUUUGCUUCCAAAAUAAUAAAUUCUCGAGAGGUGAUUUGAGAACACCAGAUUCAGGUUUCCCCUAUCUUUCUAAAUCGAGAUUAUAUUGUUAUUUUACGGUUGGAUUCACUUUCUUCAGGAAAAAAAAAAAAUCCUUUGUACCACUUUUCUGCACAGUUAGACUCCACUCCAGGAAAUUCAUGCAAAUUUUCUACUGAUUACAAUGGAAAUCUCUGUUGUCAGACUUUUGAAAUUGCUUUAAGUCUUCUGCUGUCUGUUUGCAAAGGGCAUGCAGUUGACUCGUGGUUCUAGGAGCAUUGGAAGUAGUGAUGUAUGCUUUUCUGUCUCCAUCCGGGACAUUUUCUUGUGACCAUGAUGACUCACUU